AAGUUCAACAACUUCCACGAACUGGCCUUGACGGAAGAACGAGAUACUUAUAAUAGUCGAAGAGGUGAUCGAAGAAAUAAUGAGACUAAUACUAGAUGGGGAAGUUAUGACCAAGAGAAUAAUUUACUAGUUGGUGAAAUAACAAUUAUAGAGAUGAUGUACGAGACAAAAGCUGUAAAUCUACAAGAAAGGCCAAAGCGAAAAGGGUUCUAA
Messenger RNA from Dentiscutata heterogama, 213 nucleotides. The record is from the annotation of a GenBank genome assembly. NCBI's taxonomy places the organism in Eukaryota, Fungi, Glomeromycota, Glomeromycetes, Diversisporales, Gigasporaceae.